UCGCGGCCCACUCAACCACCGCCGACCAGCAACUGAGAGGCGGACAGAUGAGUUGAGUCGAGAAGAUAGCCCGGCAUGUUGGCCUUCACUGAAAAUGCAGUACACCAAGCCGCCAAGUGUUUCGUGACGUACGGGCUGAUGUGCCAUUUGGACCCAAACCAACCCCCGUCCAAGACCCAGCCGUGGGCGACACUUGCAAGUCAAGAUUUUGUGCACAGAGCAGACUUGAUCAUCCCCCACGAUAUGUUAGAAUCGGUGCGAGGAAGACUUAUCGAGGGAAGAACUGGGCCAGAGUUCAAACGUGUGGUUCUCUCCUUGCGUGAUAUACUCUCCGGCGAUUUCUUCACCGAGUACAUCAAGAAGGGGGAUGUCCUUAUGCUGUCCGAAGGACGCAGGGGGAUCGACAAUGUUUUCACCCUGAGACGUGGUAUACUUACCAUGUUCUUGGACAAGGAAGCUUAUGAGCGGGCGGGUUUGGUUGGGAAACCGGACGGGCCCAAGGGGAAGCGGGGGACGAAGCCACGAUGGAUUGUCGAGUUUGAUCUUACGGCUCCGUCAAUGUUUCCGGGGAAAAAAGGGUUUGACCGGCUUGUGUAUGCUAGCAAGAAUGCUCUUGCCGGGCCCAUCACCUGGCUGUUUUGCAACCUCUCUACAACAAUUCCCAACCCUGACCCCCUCUCACAGCAUUCUCCUAUCGGCUACACCUGCAACCCAAACAUAUCAGAAGCCAUCGACGUUAUGAUGCCGAAUCUCACUCCAGACGUCAGCUUCCUCUCUUCCGGCGGCAGAGAAGAUUUUGAGGACUUUUCGACCAGCGUGUACGAGUGGCUAUCCCUUGUCCGCCUUCAGAGUCCUCGGGUUGAAAUUGGCGACCAGAUUGACCCGUACCUGUCCCGGUACAAAGUUCCCGAAGGCGGGGAAAAGAACACGGUCUGCAAGAUCAGCUGGCAGGGCUUUCUCGCGCCGUCAUGGUCUCGGCAGACCUUGAUCGACAUCGUGACCGCCUUGCCGCACAAGGCCUGGUUUUCUUUCAGCACUACCACCUUCUCCAAAGGCCUGACGGGCGACAAUACCGAGUGCACGAUCCUCCGACCACCGAACUCGUCGGGGGAGUACCUCAUGUGGGAGGUCAAAGCCCAUGAAUGAGGAAGGGACUGGUG
Messenger RNA from Thermothelomyces thermophilus ATCC 42464, 1160 nucleotides. RefSeq lists its product as uncharacterized. Gene Ontology annotation, biological process: tRNA 5'-leader removal; endonucleolytic cleavage in ITS1 to separate SSU-rRNA from 5.8S rRNA and LSU-rRNA from tricistronic rRNA transcript (SSU-rRNA, 5.8S rRNA, LSU-rRNA); tRNA 3'-end processing. The coding region runs from base 76 to 1146 and encodes 356 amino acids. Gene Ontology annotation, cellular component: ribonuclease MRP complex; multimeric ribonuclease P complex. The record is from RefSeq and is a predicted model, not a curated record. The transcript has 5 exons. Lineage: Eukaryota; Fungi; Ascomycota; Sordariomycetes; Sordariales; Chaetomiaceae. Gene Ontology annotation, molecular function: ribonuclease MRP activity; ribonuclease P activity.